GCUAACGCACUGGUCGUCGAAAGAUUACAAGACGCCAUCUUACUUAUCCAUUGUCCUUACUUUCGAACACUUCUGAGGCAUUAGCGUCAGCUAAGUUUGACAAUUCCUAUUUUUUCUUUUUGUUACAAUUACGAAAAAAAUGAGUCUUCGAUUCGACACAAAUACUGUAUUAGGAAGUGGAGGUUUUGGCAUAGUGUUUCUAGGGGCAUUCGAAGGUCGUCAAGUGGCAGUUAAAAGGAUUGAACUCCGAAAAAGCAACGAAGAAGAAGUUUUGCUAGAAUUGGAUCAUCCCAACAUCGUAAAACUUUUUCACGUUCAAACAGACGCAAACUUCAAGUACUAUGUAUUUGAAUUGUGUGACGCUUCGUUACGUGAUCUGUUCUUAAAAUCGGAUGACAAAAUAAAAUACAACGGACCUAUACCACGGCUGAUUGAAGUUUUUCUUCAAUUGGCUUCAGGUCUCGAACAUAUCCAUUCAAAGAGAAUCGUUCAUAGAAAUAUUCAUCCAUCUAAUAUUCUCAUUGCUACGCGACGUACCGACCAAAAUGUCGAGGUAACAAUUAAAAUGGCAGGUUUCCAUCUGUCCAAAAGAGUCGAUGAAUGGGGAUCAUAUGAACUGGAAAUAAAUGAAAUCAAAGGGAACAGAAAUUGGAUUGCUCCUGAACUACUGAAACUAUUAAACACAAAUAUUGGAAAUGCUGACUAUAAUGUGAAGAAUGAUAUUUUCGCACUAGCCCUCGUCUUUGGAUAUCUGCUCUUGGGUGGGGAACAUCUCUACGGUUCUGAAGAGAAAGGAAUUUCCAACAUGAUCAUGGAAAGUGGUCCGAUCAACAUGCUAAAAAUUGACGGCAAAUUGCUACAUUUUUACCAGAAACUACUUUUAAAGAUGUUGGAAUACAAUCCUGGCAAAAGGAUAUCCGCGACUCGAGUCGUCCAAGAACUAAAAUCCAUCAAGGAUGAGCUUACUGCAAAUGAUUCAAAUGCGCUCCACUAUUUGAUUCCAGUUAAAAAUGCGACGAAAAUGGAAAUUAAAAUCAAAGUUCAUGCUAAACUGGGGAAAGGUGGGUUCGCUGAAGUGUUUAAAGGGGAGUUUAGAGGCAAUAACGUCGCAGUAAAAAUAGUUGAAAUAAACAAAGUCAAUGUCCGCGAAGAAGAAACCAUGAAAGAACUGGAUCAUCCCAACAUCAUCAAACUUCUUCAUUGUGAAAAUGACGAACGUGAAGAGUACCGGUACUAUGCAUUGGAUUUAUGCAACGCCUCAUUAGAUAAACUGUUCCUGAAAUCAGAAGACCCCCAAAAAUACAGGGGGCCUCUACCACGUCAUAUCGACAUCUUUCUUCAAUUGGCUUCCGGUCUUGAACACAUCCAUAAGAAGAAGAUCACUCAUCGAGAUAUUAACCCAAAAAACAUCCUAAUUUCAACACCAAACCAACAUGGUGAGGUAACAAUCAAAUGGGCAGAUUUCGGACUGUCAAGAACAGUCAAUGAACGGGGUACAUACACUGUGAGCCAAAUCAACGGGACAAUCAACUGGUUCGCUCCCGAAACACUAAAAAUCUUAAUGGAAGGCAGUGAGAGUAGAGGUGACACCCAGAGCGAUGUCUUUGCGUUAGCUCUCGUUUUCGGUUAUCUGCUCUUAGACGGUAAACAUCUCUACGGUUCUAAUCAAGUUCAAAUUGACUCCAACAUCAUGAAUAAAAAUCCCAUCAACAUGCGAGAAAUUGACGGCAAAGUACGCGAAUUUUACAAGGAUAAUCUACUUUUAAAAAUGUUGGAAGAUGAACCUAAAAAAAGGAUGUCAUCUUCCCAAGUCGUCGAAGAACUAACAUCCAUCAAGGAAAAGCUUCCCAAAUAGACGAAGAACUACGCAAACUUGGUUUUUAACUCAUCUAAUCGAAACAAAAUACAAGAAGCGGAUUCGCUCCAGUAUGAACGUGAAAGCAAACAGCGGAGAAUUAUGUACUCUUUCCUUUGAUGUACCAAAAGGAAUUAAACCCCGACAACCCUUCUUGUUUUCAAAUCACAAGUCUAUAAUUGAACUAUUGGUAUCGGAUCCACACGGUGCAAUAUUAAAUUUUAGGAUUGCCGAAUGGGAUAAAUUUUUUCAUUUUUAAGGGAAAAGAAAAAAAAAAAAAAAUUACCAAUGAUUUCAUUCCCUAAUUAAUUUUUUUAUAUGACACUUACAUAUCAGCAUAAAUUGCUUGACGACCCUAAGAUGACCCUGAUAACCGUCGCCUCGAAAUCUGUGACGAUGGAUCAGCAUAGAUGUGUAGCUCUAUCUAAGACCUAAAUAUUUCAAAAAAUAAUUAAAUAUACGUAGUAGUUAUCAUAAUACACGUGUGCCUAUACAAA
Daphnia magna is the source of this 2352-nucleotide messenger RNA. RefSeq names its product tyrosine-protein kinase Fes/Fps-like. Gene Ontology annotation, cellular component: IRE1-TRAF2-ASK1 complex. The record is from RefSeq and is a predicted model, not a curated record. The coding region runs from base 140 to 1855 and encodes 571 amino acids. Gene Ontology annotation, biological process: protein phosphorylation; intrinsic apoptotic signaling pathway in response to endoplasmic reticulum stress; IRE1-mediated unfolded protein response. The transcript is spliced from 7 exons. Gene Ontology annotation, molecular function: RNA endonuclease activity; ATP binding; protein serine/threonine kinase activity. NCBI's taxonomy places the organism in Eukaryota, Metazoa, Arthropoda, Branchiopoda, Diplostraca, Daphniidae.